This is a messenger RNA of Ectocarpus siliculosus, 3468 nucleotides long. The record is from the annotation of a GenBank genome assembly. Lineage: Eukaryota; Phaeophyceae; Ectocarpales; Ectocarpaceae.
AUGGCAGCUCGAGCUCCCUCCAGCGGUGGCAGCGUUCAGGCAGGAGGAACUGCGGAACCCGUAACCGCAGAGUAUUCCUUCGGUGGUCUUCAUUGUAGCUGGACCACGCUGGGCAUUGGUAGUGGACAGAUGCUUCAAGAGGUCGAACGGCUUCUCGCCAGUAGGAAGCCAUGGCCUGCGUUUGUUCAGGCAGGACUGCAGGCCCGGUAUGAGUGGAACAACUGCCCGGAGGCUGUCGGAGAGGCAUUGGAGUGGAUGGCAUCGGCCACCGUUGGCCUGCUGGACAUGGCGAGUGUGGGCCCUCUCACGCCCGUCUGCAAGGCCUUUACAUCGCUGAUCGAGGCUGCAGAAGGCGCCAUCGAGGUAGCUAAGAACCUAGAGGAGCUGGUUUCUUGGUGCUCGUUCCUCGUGGGUGUGUUCAUCGAGCACGGCAAGCAGGAGGACAAUCUGCGGCCGAUCGCAAAGCCCAUGAAGGAUUUUGUCGCCACGACGAUCGAGCUCGCGAAGCGUGCCAAAGCCAUGGGGGCAAGAGGAAAAUGCACCGCACUCCUCUGCCAUCGGAGGGACGGGAAACAAGUGCAAGACUUCGACGUGAAGCUCCGCCACAUUUGGGACGACAUCCAAGGGGUGACUCUCCUAGCGUUUUAUUCUGACUUUCGCGCUACGCUCCCCCCCAAAACGGCCUACAUGGCCAGAGUACCCAAGAACGCCAAACAACUGCCGCCGGCGUUUGUGGAGAGGAGGGACCUAUUCAAAGCUGUUGUGAAGGACUUGGUGGCGACGGAUCGAGCGACGAAUGCGGCCCAUGUGCUCCGUGGUAUGCCCGGGGGGGGCAAGACCAUCGCAGCCAAAGCAGUCGUGCGCUGCGAGGACGUUCGCCGGAGUUUCAAGGACGGAAUAUUCUGGGUGCAAGUGGGGCAGGUUGGCACGGGCAACCCGAUGGCCCUGCUACAAGGCUUGGCGCGGGACCUUGCGCACGCUCCGAGUCACCAGCCACAUACGGUCCCGCACGAGUUCGUGGACGUCGAACAUGCCGUAAGCCACCUUGAGGGCGUUCGGAAGGAGCGCAACCUAAGGUGCCUGGUGGUACUUGAUGAUGUGUGGGACGCACAGAUCGUCCCGUUGUUUCUGUGCGGAGGGUUCCAUUCCUUGGUGACUACACGCGACCUUGCGGUGAUUCCCCGAGACCUGCAGGGAGUAUGUACGGAGGUCGAGAUGCUCACCAAUGCCGAGGCUUUGGAGCUCUUGAAGAACGCAAGUCGAGCAACUGCCGCCAUUCCGACGAACGAGGGCCUGAAGGUGGCCAAGGACUGCGGCUUUCUUCCCCUUCCCCUUGCCAUCGUCGGUGCUAUGGGUAGCUCGCGAGCAGACCCGGACUCCGCCGAGACUUGGAGGGGCAUUCACGCGCUACUCCAGCAAGAGCCAGAACUUGUGCAAGAUCCUGUAGGAAGUGUUCUUGCCGUCAGCUUCUGUGGGCUCAAGGGGGCGGCUAGAACGCGGUUCCGUAAGCUUGGUGUGCUGGCGAAGGGGGCAAGGGCCCCGGUCGACAUGGUCGCUCAUCUGUGGGAACUGGACCAUGACGAUUCAACGCUUUUACUGGACGACCUGGUGGACAAGUCCCUCGUGAAAGUCGAAGAGCACGCCUACUACCUACACGACCUGGUGCUUGAUUUUGCGAAAGAUGAGCUCCGGAAGUUGAAGGAAAGGGUGCGGCUCGUCACUUGUCGCCAAGCACAGUACCUUGGCCGAAUGUCCGUGGUCAAGGACUACGCCAAGGCUGGCGAGGUGAUGGGAGGGUUUUAUGCGCUGAUGGCUUUGUGGCGGUCGGUCGAAGACCUGUCUGGAGACAAUCAGCUGGAGGCAAGCACGUAUGGAGCCACGGUGAAGCCUUCGGAAGAAAGUGAAGCGUCAGAAGAUGUUGCCUAUCUGACCUGGGCUGUAGGGAGGUUGUUCGAACUCCAGGGCAAGUUCGCUGAGGCUGAGGAGCUGUAUGAUCGGUGUCAAGCAAUCAACGAGGAGGCUCUCGGCCCUGAGCAUCCCAGCGUGGCGACCACACUGCACGGCCGGGCGGGCUUGAUGGUGAAACAGGGCAAGCUCGCUGAGGCUGAGGCGCUGUAUGAUCGGUGCCAAGCAAUCGAGGAGAAGGUUCUCGACCCUGAGCAUCCCAGCGUGGCGACCACACUGCACGGCCGGGCGGGCUUGAUGGUGGAACAGGGCAAGCUCGCUGAGGCUGAGGCGCUGUAUGAUCGGUGUCAAGCAAUCGAGGAGAAGGUUCUCGGCCCUGAGCAUCCCAGCGUGGCGGCCACACUGCACAGCCGGGCGGGCUUGAUGGUGGAACAGGGCAAGCUCGCUGAGGCUGAGGCGCUGUAUGAUCGGUGCCAAGCAAUCGACGAGAAGGUUCUCGGCCCUGAGCAUCCCAGCGUGGCGACCACACUGCACAACCGGGCGUGCUUAUUGGAGCAACAGGGCAAGCUCGCUGAGGCUGAGGCGCUGUAUGAUCGGUGCCAAGCAAUCGAGGAGAAGGUUCUCGGCCCUGAGCACCCCAGCGUGGCGACCACACUGCACAACCGGGCGUGCUUAUUGGAGCAACAGGGCAAGCUCGCUGAGGCUGAGGCGCUGUAUGAUCGGUGCCAAGCAAUCGAGGAGAAGGUUCUCGGCCCUGAGCAUCCCAGCGUGGCGACCACACUGCACAACCGGGCGGGCUUAUUGGAGCAACAGGGCAAGCUCGCUGAGGCUGAGGCGCUGUAUGAUCGGUGUCAAGCAAUGAAGGAGAAGGUUCUCGGCCCUGAGCAUCCCAGCGUGGCGACCACACUGCACAACCGGGCGGGCUUGAUGGUGGAACAGGGCAAGCUCGCUGAGGCUGAGGCGCUGUAUGAUCGGUGCCAAGCAAUCGAGGAGAAGGUUCUCGGCCCUGAGCAUCCCAGCGUGGCGACCACACUGCACAACCGGGCGGGCUUGAUGGUGGAACAGGGCAAGCUCGCUGAGGCUGAGGCGCUGUAUGAUCGGUGUCAAGCAAUCGAGGAGAAGGUUCUCGGCCCUGAGCAUCCCAGCGUGGCGACCACACUACACAACCGGGCGGGCUUGAUGGUGGAACAGGGCAAGCUCGCUGAGGCUGAGGCGCUGUAUGAUCGGUGCCAAGCAAUGAAGGAGAAGGUUCUCGGCCCUGAGCAUCCCAGCGUGGCGACCACACUGCACGGCCGGGCGGGCUUGAUGGUGGAACAGGGCAAGCUCGCUGAGGCUGAGGCGCUGUACGAUCGGUGUCAAGCAAUGAAGGAGAAGGUUCUUGGCCCUGAGCAUUCCAACGUGGCGACCACACUGCACAGCCGGGCGGGCUUGAUGGUGAAACAGGGGAAGCGCGAUCAAGCAGUUCCUCUCUUGGAGAGGGCCUUCUCAAUCCGCAUGAAGGCUCUCGGGAGCAGCCACCCUGACACCAUUGCCACCCAGAACCAGCUGGAGCAUGGGCAAUAA